Fusarium vanettenii 77-13-4 is the source of this 765-nucleotide messenger RNA. RefSeq lists its product as uncharacterized. NCBI's taxonomy places the organism in Eukaryota, Fungi, Ascomycota, Sordariomycetes, Hypocreales, Nectriaceae. The record is from RefSeq and is a predicted model, not a curated record. The transcript has 4 exons. The coding region runs from base 1 to 765 and encodes 254 amino acids.
AUGGAUAACAACGGCAACUUGCGCUAUACUGCCGACGGCCGUGCUUACUACGUUGACGGCGAGGGUCGCUAUCGUUAUGUUGACGAGAUGCCCAGCUCCCCGAACAUGAGCCCUAUCUUGCCCAACACCCACCCUGCCGUCACAGGUCAAAACUACCAGCCCUACGACCAAGGGCCUUGUAGCUGGCCUGGAACCCCCGUCCCGGAUUACGUUCACCGGAGGGCUAACGGCCACAUCAUCCCUUAUUUUGGCAACGGAAGCCAACAGAGCUCUUUUGCCCACGCUGACCACCCCGCGAGGGACCACGAUGUGUUCCGUAAUGCCAUGGCCCAGUGGGGUCGUGCUGGUCCGCCUGACUCGGAGUACGAGGAAGAGUACCACCAGUACAAGGCCGCCGAGCCCGAGGCCAACGAGGCCGCCGAUGCGUAUACGACAUACAGGCGCGGCACGCCGCUAGGGACUCAAGAAUUCCACCGUGAGGCAGGUGCCUUGGCUGAUAAUGCAGCUCAAGCAUGCCAAUUGGUUUCGCAUCUGCGUUCCGAGUUCAAUCAAGACUACAUUGGCUAUCAUCAGGCUCACUACCGCGACGGCCACGAGCAAGCGCGCGAGAACUCUGAAAGGAGGGCCAACACUUUUUCCGGGCGGGCCGACGCCCACAGAAACUUCCAGUCGCUGGCAGUUCGCGUAGCUCAGGGAAAGGCCGCUAAAAAGGCCUUGACGGCCCUCUUGAAGGAUGCUGGAAACGGCCCCUUGCUGUCUGGGUAA